This is a messenger RNA of Trichechus manatus latirostris (Florida manatee), 809 nucleotides long. RefSeq names its product corticotropin releasing hormone (gene CRH). The transcript is spliced from 2 exons. Gene Ontology annotation, molecular function: corticotropin-releasing hormone activity. The record is from RefSeq and is a predicted model, not a curated record. Gene Ontology annotation, cellular component: extracellular region. Bases 181 to 765 code for a protein of 194 amino acids. Lineage: Eukaryota; Metazoa; Chordata; Mammalia; Sirenia; Trichechidae. Gene Ontology annotation, biological process: negative regulation of epinephrine secretion; negative regulation of glucagon secretion; positive regulation of cortisol secretion.
CAGAGCCCAAGUCCGUAGACAGACUGAAGAGAGAGUGAAGAGAGAAAGAAAAAGAGAGUGGGAACAGAAAGGAGAAGGGAAGAAAACCUCCUGAAAAAACCCGGGGAGAGGUACCUCUGCAGAGAGGCGGCAGCUGUCCGGCUCACCUGCGGAAGCGCCUUGGAAGCGAGCGCCCUUAACAUGCGGCUUCCGCUGCUCAUGUCCGCGGGCCUUCUGCUGGUGGCUCUGCUGCCCUGCCCGCCAUGCCGGGCCCUCCUCAGCCGGGGGCCCGCCUCCGGCGCCCGCCAGGCGCCGCAGUACUCCCAGCCCCUGGAUUUCUUCCAGCCGCAGCCGCAGCCCGAGCAGCCCCAGCAGCCUCAGCCUCGGCCAGUCCUGCUCCGCAUGGGGGAAGAAUACUUCCUCCGCCUGGGGAACCUCAACCAGAGUCCCGCUGCUCCCGUCUCGCCCACCUCCUCACCCCUCGCCGGUGGCAGCCGCCGCUCGCGGGACAAGGCGGCCGCCAACUUUUUCCGCGCGUUGCGGCAGCAGCUGCCGCUGCCCCGGCGCUCGCUCAACAGCCCCGCGGGUCCCGGGGAGCGCGGCGCAGAGAGCACCUUGGGCGGCCACCAGGAGGCACCGGAGAGGAAGAGGCGGUCGGAGGAGGCUCCCAUCUCGCUGGAUCUCACCUUCCACCUCCUCCGAGAAGUCCUGGACAUCGCCAAGGCUGAGCAGUUAGCCCAGCAAGCUCACAGCAACAGGAAACUGAUGGAGAUUAUUGGGAAAUAGAAACGGUCCGUGCGGCCAAAGAGAUUCUGCAUUUAGCACAAAAA